GAUGACCAGAGACUGCGGAUAUAGUACAGGAGAUGACCAGAGACUGCGGACACAGUACAGGAGAUGGACCAGAGACUGCGGACUCAGUACAGGAGAUGGACCAGAGACUGCAGACACUGUACAGGGGAUGCCAGAGACUGCGGACACAGUACAGGAGAUGACCAGAGACUGUGGACACCAUACAGGGGAUGCCAGAGACUGCGGACAGUACAGGGGAUGACCAGAGACUGCGGACAGUACAGGGGAUGACCAGAGACUGCAGACACAGUACAGGGGAUGACCAGAGACUGCGGACAGUACAGGGGAUGACCAGAGACUGCAGACAG
Molecule: messenger RNA, 326 nt
Organism: Staurois parvus
Lineage: Eukaryota; Metazoa; Chordata; Amphibia; Anura; Ranidae
Source: the annotation of a GenBank genome assembly